This is a messenger RNA of Glarea lozoyensis ATCC 20868, 3879 nucleotides long. RefSeq lists its product as uncharacterized. The transcript has 4 exons. Lineage: Eukaryota; Fungi; Ascomycota; Leotiomycetes; Helotiales; Helotiaceae. The record is from RefSeq and is a predicted model, not a curated record. The coding region runs from base 1 to 3879 and encodes 1292 amino acids.
AUGACGUUACUUUAUGGUCGAGAGUUGUGGUUCAUGAAACUCGCUUUUUCCUUUUUGAUAGUUCCCGCCUCUGCCAUUGAUCUGAACAGAGAUCACGGAUCAUUUCCAUUAUUGAAAAAUCGCCAAUUCCAAAACACCACACUUUCACCAACCUCGACUAGUUUUCCGAACAUUACUUUGAGCAGCACAAUUGAAGACACUACGGUCCCGAUCGUACGCUUCAGUAGCGUUGAUAUUUCCAGCAACACAUCAUACCCAGUCAGUAACCCAGUCUCAAGUGCCAGCUUCACCAGUUUCGAACAACCAGUUAUCACCUCAACUCCUACACAAACCUGGUUGAACAAUUCAAUCACGAACACAGAAGUAACCUACUCUUCUGUUGUAGAAACUUCGCUAUCAAUACCCACCAUUGUCACAGAACUACCACUAUCAACUGACACCCGUAUUCUAACUUCCUUUUCCUCAUCGCUUUCGACCUCUGGUGACCCUUCAGUCCCAGUUGCAACAGGAUUCAUUUGGCCAAAGAUUCCCACAAACACCAUCCUCGAUGGGCCAGCAGAAACGUCAGAAGCAGCGCUGAUCGGUGGACUUUUCAUCGCCUUACGUUCAAACAGGCACUGGCUCACCGAUCCUAAGCUCAAAAGUCAGUAUAUCGAAAAUAUAAAACGGGUUUUAGAUAACACUGCUGCAUUGCUCGGCAGCUUUGAGGUCCAGCCCCCAGAUGUCCCGGAUUGCUCGAACACAAAGCGAAAAAGAAGCGCGUCAUCAGAAAAGCAGCUUAUGGCACUUCUUCAUGAUCGAAGUCUGAUAUCCGGCGUCACGAAGUUUGUCAAGAAAGUCAUCGACGAUGUUGGGAAAGUGUUGAAAUGUGCCAGUGCUGUCGUCAAGAACAUUGUCGAUGCCGUAGAGAAAAUAACACCCGAUUUAAGCGAAAUCGACGACUUGACCGACACCCUCGCGGAGAUUGGCCAAAUUCUAGAAGAAAAAAAGCAUCUACAGCCAUCUUCCAGUCUCACCACAAGCACAUCAUCACCAUCUUAUUCUUCAGAGUCUUCUUCGACAUGUACAACAUCUCAGACUGUUACAAACUGUGACGUUGUUUGUUCCUUGACCACGACUAGUGCAAUCCAUCGUCGAUCCGACACUACAACUGAGUUGUGCAGUACGACAUGUACGCAAUCUGCUGCUAGCUGUCUCUUAACAGCCACAACAGUGACAAGCACAGCAGAAGCCACGAGCACAAGCACUCCAGAUUGGACAUGUUCCCCCGGUAAUCCGAUAUGCGCUCCCGACUCCCUAAGUCUACCGCCUAUCAAGAUAUCUACAUGUAGAGAUUGUGUCAAAGAUGAACUCGGCCACAGCUUCAUCAAGCCAGAAAUAACAUCUAAGAUAUCAUCUACCAAAAAAGGGCGAAGUCUCACACCCGGUCUUUCAAAUCUGGACGAAGAAAGUCCUGUCAACAUAACCAAACGUGCACUGCUGCAUCCUCAACAUUUCAACAACAAUGUCUGGAUGUUUCUACUCUACCAAUUGACAUCUUCUACAUUUGUCCCCCAUGGUAUAGGAGGUGGUGGUUUGUUUGCAGCACCUGCAAUCCUUCAGAGGCCACUAGGGAGGGAAAGAGUCAACUUAGGGGUCACUAAUCUGUAUGGUUGCACUUCCGUACUAGUGACAUCUCACAAAGGAGUGUGGCUGUCGCAUUUCUGGCAAAAUCCCUCAUUUGAGAACGGCGAAUACCAGUUUAUUCAGGAAGAUUUUAAGAGGGAUGUUUUGGACACGCUUGAUCUAGGCUGUCUUUUUGACCAAGCAGAGAACGGUUUCGGUCCGGGGCUAAGGUGCCAGAGUGUGCCUGAUGGGUGGUUUGCGGAGGAAUUCAAACCAGAGGCGGUUAUUAUAACGCCUCGUUUUCGACACGAACGGGUUCCACUAGGCUUGCUACACUUUCCGGAACAGGUUAACCAAAUAUUCUCGAAGUUAAAAGCCAUACUGCCCUAUUUGCCGGAACCGAAAAUCGUAGAUUACUAUUCGCUAAGAGGAGCUGACCCGAUGACGGUCUUGGACAAUGACCCAGAAUUUAACAUUGAUGAACACGGUGUUCCUUAUUCCGAGACGAAUCCGCUUGGUUUUUCAUGGGCACAAGGAAAGUUAAUUUUUCAGUACGAUCCCAAACAAACAAUUCAUGAGUUCCCUGGGCUGUGUGAUCCGAUAUUGUUGGCUUCCUCCGAAGUAUGGGUAGAAGACCGACUGGAGCCGGUCUUGAAAAAAGAUUGGGCCGCAUUACCAGAGAUACAGUACUCGAUCGAAGAAAUCACUCAACCGUCUGCAGGUGUAUUGAGGAGAGCGGACAAAAGCGCGUGCUCCGUCUCGUUUUCUAGCAUCAGCUCAUCUGCAUUAGCAAGUAUUACGACAAAGUCUGACUCCAGUUUCACAAUUUCAACAACAACUACUGAUGCUAGCUCGAACUCAAUAACUACUACCGAGUCUAGCAUGACGACGGCUUCAGCAACAACCGUUCCAAUAAAUAUCACGGAAUCCGAAACGAGCUUGACGACCGCAUCAACGAGUCCAAGCUUUAAUUCUAGCUCUUCAGCUUCAACAACCGAUAUUGACUCAAAUGUGAGCAUCACAACUGCAGAACCUACAACAUCAGCAGUUCGUACAGAAUCUCAACCCAAUUUGACUUCCUCAGCAACGAGUACGAACCUCGAACUUAGCUUGAACCCCACGGCUUCAGCAACAAGUACAGAUAUUGACUCUAUAGUUACAAGUUCUGAUUCAACCUUGACCGCUCCAUCAACGGCCUCAGAAUCUCUCCUGAAUUCGACCCCGAGUUCCAGCUUUGCAGCCUCGGAAACCAGCACUGACUCUUCAUCUUCUAACAUAGAUGUAGAUUCUACUAGUAAAGACUCUGUUUCCAGAUCUACAGCUUCAACUGCUAGCACAGACUCUAGUGCCACAGUUACUGUUUCUUCGAGUAGCACAGGCUCAAGCUCUAGCCUGUCAGCCUCAAAGACUGACACGAAUACUGAAUUCUCAACAACUACCAGCGACUCUUCCCUAAGCACUAGCUCCUCUUCGUCCACUCUCUCCAGUAACAGUUAUUCCGAUACUACGAGCAGCAUUUCCACAGCUACGAGACCCUCAAGAAGUAGGAAACCUUUUCCAACCGUGACGACAGGUCUACUACCCGAAACAACAGCCUCCAUAUUGACCGAUCUGCCAAAACUCAGUAAAAAAUGUCUCACAAGUACUCUAUUGGAUUGCACAUACAUCUUUCGAGAGGUAACUGCACCAGACCCAUGUCCAACAACGACAGAUCUUCUCCCCGCAAGUUGCACAUCAACACCAGCACCCAUAACAACCACAACCGCACUCCCACCACCAGCACCAGAGCCCGCCCCUCCACCACCUCCACCAUUCGCAAAAGGCAUCUGCCGAGUGCACAUCUACUACUGGACAGCCCACGGCAACGCCGGCCCCUUCACCACCAUCCUCUCCAUCUUCGACAACGCGAACACGCAACUAUACACCCACGAAUUCACAGAUCAGGCAUGGGGAUCCAGCAUCAUUCUCGGGUCGACCGACACGAAACUCCCGAAUAACGUCGAUUUGGAAUUCGGCGACUCGGUGCCCAAAAUACGGAAGAUUCGGAGUCCGGCGGAUCGGCCGCUGCCGCCGCAGGUGCUGUAUCCGGGGUAUCCUGUUACGGUGCGUGUUGGGGGGUUGAGUUGGGGGUUUGGGGAUGUUGAUGAGAGGAGACUGCCGCGUUGUGAUGUUGGGGGGUGGGAGACGAGUCGGGGAAUUGAGGAUGUUGCGCCUGCAGGCGGAUUGUUUUUGGGAAUGCUAGAAGAUUAUGUAGAUAUUGUAUUAGGUAAUUGA